AUUGUAAAGAAACUCCGGGCACAUGGCACCAUCUCUGAUGGCCACGUGAGUCCCACAGAACCUGAGAAGGGCCUCAGACAGGUGUCCGCCUCUCAGAGAGCAAAUGUUUCAAAAUCCUCAUGUUACUUACGCAAACGAAAGCGCCCUGCUCUGUGCUUCUGCAUCGUGGCCUAAACUUUGCCGCCCGAGUGUAAGCGGCCUUGGAAAUGGAAAUCAGUCCCGGGCGGCACCGAGUGGCCAGCUUGCCGUGUUCCCUGUGGAACGUGAAGUUGAAUCUGAGAGUCUCUGGAAACCAAUGCUGGUUGCUCCCGAAGGAUCUUAAACGCACGUCAAAUGAAAAGCAGUCGUUGGCAACAGAAGAUAAAAAGCAAUGACCUCUUCGUGUUUCUCAGGGUGCCAAGUAAGGUCUGAGGUUAAAAUGUCAAUCUCUCUCUAUAAUGCUGAUAAAUUGGAUCUAAAAUUCUCUGGUUUCUCUUGCAAACAAGUACCUUCCAUGUGUUUACUAGGCGAGUAAGUUGAAGCGCCACAUCCGGUCACACACGGGGGAGCGUCCCUAUCAGUGCCACCUCUGCAGCUACGCCAGCAAGGACACCCACAAGCUGAAACGGCACAUGAGAACACACUCAGGCGAGAAGCCCUACGAGUGCCACGUGUGCCACGCGCGCUUCACCCAGAGCGGCACCAUGAAAAUACACAUCGUGCAGAAGCACAGCGAGAACGCCCCCAAGUACCAGUGUCCGCACUGCGCCGCGCUCAUCGCCAGGAAGAGCGACCUGCGGGUCCAUAUCCGCAACCUGCACACUUACAAAGCCGCAGGGAUGGAGUGCCACUACUGUCCUGCUGUCUUCCACGACCGCUAUGGCCUCCUUCAGCACCAGAAAACUCAUAGGAACGAGAAGAAGUUCAAGUGUGAGCACUGCAGCUACACCUGCAAGCAGGCGAACAUGCGGAGACACGCGGGGAAGUGUGCGGCCGCGGCCCCCGGAGCAGGAGGACGGACCCAGGCGAGGAUGUGGGCGGUCCCGAAGGAGGAAGACGAAUACGAAGCCGCUGCCUGGGAGGCUGAGGAGGCCUCCAUGGUGAGGGGAGACCAGUACCUAGGAGAGAUGACUCCUGGCAACUGCGGGGAAACCACAGCCGGAAGAAAGGACCUGGAUGGAGACCUGACCUGCGAGAUGGUCCUCAGCAUGCUGAACGGGUGAGGCGUCCGGGCCAUUCUCACAGCGCGCCAUCCUCACGCGGGUUGGGAACGCUUAGCUUCCUCCGUGAAGUUUGUGACACUGGUAGUCAUAGUUUCUUCCAAAGCUGGAGGCAGUGCCUAGGAUUGUUUGCCUGUUUUUCACUGAAUAUUUACAAAAUUAAAACAAAAAACAUUGCAGGUAUUUUAUAAGAGGCCCACAUCUUGAAUUGAGGGAUGAAAUCCCAAACCCAUGAAUUCAUUCACUAGAUUUUGGCCAAAGUGGCCCACAAUGAAUGAGCAAUGAUUUUUGGACAAUACCUGUUGCUGUCGUAGCACAGACUAUUGAGUGCUUCGGCCAACAGUCAAAGCUGGAAAACUUUAUGUUGAAUUGUACAUGCCCGUGAUAGUUCUAAUAUUACAAUUUUUAAACAUAAAAUAUAAAUUUUAUAUCCUUUUUUGUACAAAUGAAUUUUCCAUAAAAUUUAAAGUCAUCAUAAUACUUUUAAUGAGUUUUAGAUUCAACACAAAGAACCUCAAUAUUAUACCAAAAAACAAAACAAAAACUGAGUGGAAAAUGAGAAACUCUAAAUUCGACUAGAAAAUAAUGUUUAACCUAUUUCACCUCGGUGUCUGAGCAAAGCCUGCAUUUAGGUCUUUGUGUGCUUCCUGAAUUGUGUCCUUUGGCUGGAAGGAAAUCACCCUGGUUACUUCCCAUUACUGCUUAUCAGCAUAUCAGGUCAUCACCCGUUUGUUCUGCUGAAACCACUUUAUGUUUUCAAAAUAAUUGGCAGAGAAAAAACAAAACCCUGGUCGUGAAAAUGUGUCCUGGAGAAGAAUUUGUACCUUUUUAGAGCCCCCAGUAAACAAUGAGCCUUUGAAGACCUUCCCAUCUUCGAACAGCAUGUGAAAUGCCCAGAAUUAAAGUUAACUAGUUCCUAUCUUCAUAAUGAGACGCAUUUUUUCUUCUGAGCUCAGCACUUGCUUUUGCUGUGAAAUUUUCUCCCCAGAGUUUAAAAUCAAUGAUGGGUCCUAAAUUCAAAUUCUUUUUUUUUCCAGUUUAAUUGCGGUAUAAUUGACAAAUAAAAAUAUGAGACGUUAAAGUGUACUUCACCAUGAUUACACCGUGACUACAUUGUUUAAGAAUCUCUCCCAUCUUGUUAGCUCAGUUCAAAUUCUUAAAAUGCUGAUCUGUUGUUAAAAAUAUCCCAAGUCAGAAGCGCUGGACAAGGUGAGCCUGUGGGAGGGCGUUAUAUUCUUUUCAUAACAACAAACCAUUGAAUUCACAUAGUGAGACAUAGUCUGUUAUAUGCUACCAUUCUGACUAUUUGAACUUUUGUAAUUGUUUCUUAUUUUUUUACUAUUGUUUAAAGAUGUUUUGCAUAACUCAAUAA
This is a messenger RNA of Myotis daubentonii (Daubenton's bat), 2571 nucleotides long. RefSeq names its product transcriptional repressor CTCFL-like (gene CTCFL). NCBI's taxonomy places the organism in Eukaryota, Metazoa, Chordata, Mammalia, Chiroptera, Vespertilionidae. The record is from RefSeq and is a predicted model, not a curated record. The transcript is spliced from 5 exons. The coding region runs from base 612 to 1202 and encodes 196 amino acids.